Ipomoea nil (Japanese morning glory) is the source of this 922-nucleotide messenger RNA. RefSeq lists its product as uncharacterized. The transcript is spliced from 3 exons. The coding region runs from base 233 to 805 and encodes 190 amino acids. The record is from RefSeq and is a predicted model, not a curated record. NCBI's taxonomy places the organism in Eukaryota, Viridiplantae, Streptophyta, Magnoliopsida, Solanales, Convolvulaceae.
AGUAGAGGCUUUCCAUUUCUUUAUCUCCGGAGCGUGAGAUAGCUAACUUUAUCGGUGCGUGUUUGUAAAGCUCAACGAAGUCGCGUUUUCACGGCUUUUUGAUUUUGGCUUUGCCAGUUGCCACUCCACUGUACUGUGUGAGUGAGGAGUGAGUAGUAUCCCUAUCCCCGCAAAUCACCCACGCACUCACACUCUCGUCUCUUUCUUCAAAACCCUAAAGCCAACAGCAGUAAUGGGAGAAGGAAAGGGAUCGUCCCUCGUUCAUUUGCUGGCCAUUGUGUUGAGCUUGACCGCCUUCGGAUUCGCCAUUGCCGCCGAGCGCCGCCGUAGCACUGGUACUCUGCAUGACGAUACCACAUCCAAUCGUACAUACUGUGUUUAUAGUUCUGAUGUUGCCACUGGAUAUGGGGUGGGUGCUUUCCUCUUUCUUCUCUCAAGUGAGUCAUUGGUAAUGGGUGUGACAAAGUGCAUGUGUUUUGGAAGACCUUUAUCUCCUGGUGGAAAUCGUGCCUGGACAAUUAUUUAUUUUAUUUCUUCAUGGCUGAGUUUUGUGGUGGCAGAAGCAUGUCUUGUUGCUGGUGCUAAGAAAAAUGCUUAUCACACCAAGUAUCGAGAUAUGAUAUUGGCAGAAAAUUUUUCUUGUGAAACACUUCGGAAAGGUGUAUUCGUUGCUGGAGCUGUCUUUGUGGUAGCAACAAUGAUCAUCAACGUGUACUAUUACAUGUAUUUCACUAAGGCUACUACUCAACCAGCUCACAAAGCAAACCGUAAUAGCUCAAAUGUGGGCAUGACUGGCUUUGCAUAAAUGUAUUUUGAGACUAGUCUUGUCUUGCUCUAUAUAUGGUGUAAGGUAUCACUAUGGAUGGAUAUAUUGUACAAUUGAAAUAGUUUGACAUUAACAUGUUACUUCUUCUUGACUGAA